Penicillium pulvis is the source of this 2457-nucleotide messenger RNA. Its product is annotated as Zn(II)2Cys6 transcription factor. Gene Ontology annotation, cellular component: nucleus. The transcript has a single exon. The record is from RefSeq and is a predicted model, not a curated record. The coding region runs from base 1 to 2457 and encodes 818 amino acids. Lineage: Eukaryota; Fungi; Ascomycota; Eurotiomycetes; Eurotiales; Aspergillaceae. Gene Ontology annotation, molecular function: DNA-binding transcription factor activity, RNA polymerase II-specific; transcription cis-regulatory region binding; zinc ion binding. Gene Ontology annotation, biological process: positive regulation of transcription by RNA polymerase II.
AUGUCUGAGAGCGUAGCUAGCCAACCGAGGGAACCUGCCAAAGGAAAAGCCCGCAAGACAGACCCGAACGCCCCGGUGCGAAAACGUCGCAAGAGAACGGUCGUGAGCGGCGCCCCCGAUGACUGCUUCACGUGCUCAAAAAGAGGAGCGCGAUGUGACCGACGCCGCCCGUAUUGCUCCCAGUGUCUCGAACUCGGCCGCGAAUGUUCCGGAUACAAGACGACGUUGACAUGGGGAUUGGGAGUGGCGAGUCGAGGCAAGCUCCGGGGCCAGAAGCUUCCGGUGAUGGACUCAGCGGCAGAGGCUUCAAAAAAGCCGGCACAACCGAAGCCGACCGCGCAGGCGCCCCUUCAGCAUACUCAGAAUCAGCCUCAAGUCUCACAUCCGCCAGCUCCGAUUCCAGUCCCGGCACCUCCGGUUAGCAUGAGUUCCGAACAUAUGGAUGCCGGGAUGUUGAACCCGGUGGACACCGAUCUGCGACGUACAUCUGCGAUGUCAAACAUGUCGGAAACGUCGAGUAUGCCUUGGACAAUGGAUAUGCCGGACCCGCGUACAUGGACCAACUCACCCGCCGUCCCGCCUCCAAUAUCAGGCCUCCCAUUGCCGAGUCGGCCGGUUGCUUCUAGUCGAUUGAGUCCAAGCAUGCAAAGCGUAGUAAGCGUGGGAUCGGAUGUUUCAAUGCCGUAUCCUGGAUUUAGCCCAGAGACCACUUUCGCUAGCCCCAACUGGUCUGUUGCCAGAAAUUGGGCCCCGCAAGUGGCAACACCAAGUGAAGAUGCUGAUGAGGAGUAUGAAAGAGCAACACCCGAGCAAUCGAUACGGUGGGAUGCUGGCCAUUCACCGUCGUAUUCCCAGCUACUUCUGGCACGAUCCAUAGGCCGCACCCCUCGUCUCCGUUAUCUCAUCAGCUAUUUCACCGAGGUCAUCGCGCCGAUGAUUGUGGCUUUUGAUAGUCCAACAAAUCCCUUCAAGACCCACGUGCUUCGUCUGGCCCAGGAGAGCGAAUCCUUGCAGGAGGCUAUUGCUACGUUGUCAACCAGCAACUUGCGGCAGCGUCGGGAACGAAAUCAUCUUUCCACGGAAAGGACUUUACCUGCGCGCAUGUCAUCGAUGGCUCAUCGUGCUCUCACCGAUGAGGCAUUCCAAGAUCGAUAUGGUAUCUCCGUACCCGAGGGCUACGCUCGCGAAGAAAACCACCACCGAGCAAUGGCCGUGAAAGCUCUAAACGCCGAUCUGGCGGAUCCUCGUCGCAGAUUAUCGGAUUCGGUAUUAGCGACUUUGUUGGUUCUCUGCCUGUUUCAUGGAUGUGACACAGGCGUUGCCGAGUUUCGGUCGCAGUUUGCCGGUGUUACGCGGUUGCUCGCCAUUCGAAUGCGCCACUCUCCUGUCUUGACUGAUGACCUGAAAUGGUUUAUCCGCAUGUUCUCCUGGUUUGAUACAUUGACUGCUACCACAAAUGAUCGUGAUGUACAGCUUCGUGGAAGAUGUUUGGAUAUCAGCUCCAUAUCAGACGGGGAAUGGGGUCUUGAGAAUCUGGCAGGCUGUGAUGGCCGUUUAUUCAAGCUCAUUUCCCAGUUGGGGCGGUUGAACCUUCUAAGUCAGGAACAACAACCCACCGAGCCAAAUCGACCAGCCGAUGUUUCUGUUCCUACUACGUCCCUCCCUCCGGCCAUGCUGUUCCCCGGCUGGGACUCUGUCACCGGGCUCUCUGGACCAGGGUUCUCUGCUGGACCCGACUACGCGUUCUCUAUGCCCACUCCACCUCAAAGUAGCGAUCAGGCAAGAAAACCAUCUUCUCCUGCCUUUUGGACCGAAUGGUACUCGCUGCGCCAACGCCUCGAAUCCUGGCGAUUCGAUCCACCCUCUUCAACUUCAAUGCCUUCUCCACCUCCCACCGCCGCAUCAACAAUACCCACUUGGAAUUCUCCAAAUUUCAUCCCAGACCCUUCUCCUCCCUCGGUUCCCUCAGUGACGUACCAUGUGGCCCCUGAGAAUCUACAAGAUGUCUACCAGAUUUCUGAAUGUUUCCGUCACGCUGCUCUCCUGUACUGCGAGCGCCUUGCGGAGCCAAGUCUGCCAUCACAACACCCACGUAUUCAGCACCUCGUGCACCUUGCUAUGCACUGUCUUCGUGCUGUGCAAUCCGAUGUCUAUCUUCUUUGGCCGCUCUUUAUUGUGGGCUCAGAAUGUGUUCAAGAGGAUCAUCGUGCAGCCAUCCGUGACCGUUGCAAGGAUAUCUCGAAGGAUUCCGGAUUUGUGAACAAUCUUUCCUGUCUGGAACUGCUGGAAAAGAUCUGGUCAGAGCAUUCCGAAGACGCCUCAUAUCCGGUUUAUCCCUCUGAGCUGGGUCCUCCGCCUCCACUGGAUGGAAGCUCGAGUUCCAUUACGUCUCAGGCAUUCCGCUGGUCCCGUGUCAUGCAGGCCAAACGGGGCGGUGGUGAAUAUAUGGUGGCAUAA